AUGACCUAUGAAAAUGCGUGGAGCGGCGAGCAGCGUCUGGUGGCGCUCGACCAGCUGCUGGACGUGAGCGACUCGGCGCAGGUGCGCCACAUGAUGCAGGUCAUCAAGCCGCGCUUCCAGCGCGACUUCAUCUCGCUGCUGCCGCGCGAGCUGGCGCUGCACGUGCUGUCGUUCCUGCCGGCGGGCGACCUGCUGCCGGCGCAGACCUGCCGCAGCUGGCGCCUGCUGGCCGAGGACAACCUGCUCUGGCGCGAGAAGUGCCGCGAGCUGCAGGUGGACGACCUGCAGGAGCUGAUCCAGGUGCGACGGCGACAUGCGGCGCCAGCCGAGCCCGACUCCAGCGUCUGGAAGCAGGCCUAUAUCCGCCGCAUGAAGAUCGAGGCCAACUGGCGCAGCCGCGAGCUGCCCGAACCGAAGGUGCUGAACGGCCACGACGACCACGUGAUCACGUGUCUGCAGUUCAGCGAGCACCGGAUCGUGAGCGGCUCAGACGACAACACGCUGAAGGUUUGGUCGUCGGCGUCGGGCCGCUGCCUGCGCACGCUGGUGGGCCACACGGGCGGCGUGUGGUCGAGCCAGAUGGACGGCGCCACCGUCGUCUCUGGCUCCACAGACCGCACGCUCAAGGUGUGGAACGCCGACUCGGGCCAGUGCCUGCACACCCUCUACGGUCAUACGUCGACGGUGCGCUGCAUGCACCUGCACGGCAAGAAGGUGGUGAGCGGCUCGCGAGACGCCACCCUCCGUGUGUGGGACAUCGAGACGGGCGAGUGCGAGCACGUGCUCGUCGGCCACGUGGCGGCCGUGCGUUGCGUGCAGUACAACGGCAAGCUUGUGGUGUCGGGCGCCUACGACUACAUGGUCAAAGUGUGGAACCCGGACCGCGAGGAGUGUCUGCACACCCUGCAGGGGCACAACAAUCGCGUCUACUCUCUACAGUUUGACGGAGUGCACGUCGUGAGCGGCUCGCUCGACACCAGCAUUCGCGUGUGGGACGUGGAGACGGGCCAGUGCAAGCACACGCUGAUGGGCCACCAGAGCCUGACCUCCGGCAUGGAGCUGAAGAACAACAUCCUCGUGUCGGGCAACGCCGACUCGACCGUCAAGGUGUGGGACAUCCUGUCUGGCCAGUGUCUGCAGACGCUGUCCGGCGCCAACAAACACCAGAGCGCGGUCACCUGCCUCCAGUUCCAGAACAACUUCGUCAUGACCUCGUCGGACGACGGCACCGUCAAGCUCUGGGACGUGAAGACGGGCGAGUUCGUGCGCAACCUGGUGUCCCUCGACUCGGGCGGCAGCGGCGGUGUGGUGUGGCGCAUCCGCGCCACGCGCACCAAGCUCGUCUGUGCCGUCGGCAGCCGCAACGGCACGGAGGAGACCAAGCUGCUCGUGCUCGACUUCGACCCGGACCACAAGUGAGCCGGCGCCGGCGCCGCCACCAGUCUGUGAUUGUGAUGCGUUCAUACGGGUCUCGGGCCGCGACUGCGGCGCAGAGACGGCAUUCAGCGGCAUUCGGCGGUGGUCGCCGCUCGCACCUGAGCCGGGACGUGACCACUCCACCUUGCCAGUACCAGGAGCGCGGCUGCGGCCGCCGCCGCCGCCGGCGCGGCGCGGCACGGCGGCGGCGGCCCGGCGCGUCCCGCACCGCCCCCAGCCCGGGGCGCACGGCUGUUUUCGUUGUUGGCGGACUUCGCACCGCGACUCUGCGGCGGAGCUGGAUGGUUGCUCAAAUGGUUUUCGCGUCUUUUUUAAGACCGCCGCCCGUGGUGAGCCCGCCUUCAACGUACGACUUAGUUAAUUGCUUUUUACUUAAGGUACUGAACACCACAAUAAUGAGAUGCAAUUUAUAUGAAUAAAUUUCCGUCUAAGGA
Messenger RNA from Pollicipes pollicipes, 1871 nucleotides. RefSeq names its product F-box/WD repeat-containing protein 7-like. Gene Ontology annotation, cellular component: cytoplasm; nucleus. Lineage: Eukaryota; Metazoa; Arthropoda; Thecostraca; Pollicipedomorpha; Pollicipedidae. Gene Ontology annotation, molecular function: ubiquitin binding. The record is from RefSeq and is a predicted model, not a curated record. Gene Ontology annotation, biological process: ubiquitin recycling; proteasome-mediated ubiquitin-dependent protein catabolic process.